Messenger RNA from Hymenoscyphus albidus, 3254 nucleotides. Lineage: Eukaryota; Fungi; Ascomycota; Leotiomycetes; Helotiales; Helotiaceae. The record is from the annotation of a GenBank genome assembly.
CUUCUGCAGCACUAUCACACUACCAAUAGCAAAAGUCGGUCUUCUUCGGUGCACGCACCAGCAUACUACUGAUACGGGCGGGUGGCUCCUCAUGCAUCACAAGCCCCUUGAGCAACUACUCGAGUACGAUCUCGGCGGGUGCUGGUCGUACAACUUCACCACUUCCCAACCGAGAGUAUAAGACUAUAAGUUGCUUUCGGCCUCCCUCUGCCCUCACUCGCUCCCAAUCGACUGGGUUUGGUUUAGUCUCCUCCCAACUACAGUAUCAGACCUCUUUCACGCCAGCUUUCCGUGUCUGUGCCUCUCAUCAGCCUGAGCCUUUAGGGAACCCUAACCCUAACCAAAAUGAGGAUCGGGUGUCUUCAGUUCGCUCCCCAGGUAAAUCUAGAUCCACGAUGUUGAGGGAUACGGAAAGCGCAGAGUACAAGCCAUACUGAUACCAUGGAAGGUCGGUGAUGUCGACAACAACCUCAAUCGAGCAGAUGCAGUACUAAGUAAAGCCAAUCCCAAGAACCUGGACUUGUUGGUACUUCCAGAGCUCUGUUUUUCGGUCAGUCAGCUCCCAACCGUUGGUGAAUUCUGCAGCGGGGCAGUGGCAUUUGGGGGAAGCAGAUCCACCCGAUGCCACACUUCUGCCGGCGAUACUGGUCCAUAAUUUCUCAGCGGCGCAUACUAACGUCCUUCUCACAGGGCUACAAUUUCAAAUCAUUGCAGCACAUCACUCCCUUUCUCGAGCCGACGACCUCCGGAAUAACUUCCUUAUGGGCUCGAACUACAGCGUUGAAAUACAACUGUAUCGUUACCGCUGGAUAUCCCGAAAAAGUGGAUAUCAAGGCAAAAUGGCCCGCAUCUCCAGAAUACUAUAAUUCUGCCAUCACCGUAAAUGCCGAAGGCGAGACCGUUGCGAAUUAUCGAAAGUCUUUCCUCUACUACACUGAUGAAACAUGGGCUCUAGAGGGGUCAGGAUUCUAUAGUGGUGAGAUUGACGGCCUUGGAAAUGUUGCAAUGGGAAUUUGUAUGGACCUCAAGUAAGUUUGCUUGCGAUGUGUGUGGCGUUGUUGGUGGAAUCCCAAAAAGUAUAUAUCUCCGGCGCGUACCGGUUGGUGUUGGUUACCCGCCCUGGUGGUCUAUGUUUUGUUCUGCUUUGCAUAACAGAACAUGAUUUGUCCAUCUUUUCCGUUUGCGUUGAAUUGCCAGCAUAGAUUCAAAGAUAACUAACAUUGUAUUCGUAGCCCCUACAAAUUCGAAGCACCAUGGAAUGCCUGGGAAUUCUCCUACCACAUUCUCUACAAAAAGGCGAAUCUGGUAGUCAUGUCAAUGGCAUGGCUUACCCGUGAAGAUUUUACCACUUUUAGUGUAGCGCAACAUGACCCAGACAUGGAAACUCUUUCAUAUUGGCUGUCCAGGCUUGAGCCGUUGAUCAGAGCCGAAACAGUCGGGGAAAUAAUCGUGGUUCUAGCAAACCGGUGUGGAAACGAAGGAGAGGUUGUGUAUGCUGGAACGAGCACGGUACUUGGUAUCCAGGCUGGCGAGGUCAAAGUAUAUGGUAUACUUGGCCGCGGUGAAAAGGAACUUUUGGUUGUCGACACCGACAGAAGACCAAAAGCCAAGCUUAUAUCACAGCCCAACUCAGCCGCGUCAACUGCUACUGAUACCACUGCACAAUCAAGAGAUACAGAAGCCUCUGGAUCGACCGGUGACACCUCACCAGAUGACGAUGAAAUGGCGGAUUACACUGAUGGAUAUGGUUCCUUGUCUGGGAAACAUACUAAUAAUCACUCGGUAUCUUCCGCUACAACAUCAUCUGACGAGGAGAGUCAUUAUCGAAGCACGAUGAACUCUGCUGGUCAAUCCCCUCGAUUUCCUGUUACUCCAGAUCGGACCCCCACAUCACCCAAAAAGCGUGGAAAGAUUCCAGCAUCUUCAAGCUCCUCAGAGGUGACUCCUACUUCUCCUCAUGUCAGAGGAAGAACUCGGGCUCGUGAAGACGAUUUCGCAACCCAGGAGUCAGGAUGGGUUUAUCCCGAGAAAAGGUCGCCGCUUAAUUCCACCGACAAUAUUCCGCCCAAACCUACUUCAAUAUCUGGUCAGAGUUCCCCAAAAGCAGGGAGUCAAACACGCGAUCGCACUCUUGGUGAGCGCAUUCGAGAACGAACGAGGGAACGCGCGGAGAAAGAACGCUCUUUUCGGUCUCAACAUACCCAAUCGCCGAAACUCACUCAUCCCUCUUCUCCCCGGAAGAGGGAUCGUUCGGAAAAGCGAUCUGUCACAUCACCUAGAGAUGCACCCCCUGUACCCAGUCUACCUCCUUCGCCUCAUAAAAGAGGCCGCACUCGAGAGCGAUCACAGCAGUCCUCUUCUGAUAUGUUGUCAAAACAAGGUUCCUCUUCCCAGCCCAGUCAAGCUCCUCCCUCACAGAAAAGAAGUGAGACUCGGGACCACACGAGGGAACGCACUAGAGAACGUAAACAGGACAGAACUCAAGGUCGUUCCUGCGAACCAACAGAUGAGCCUAUGCCACUAUCGAUGGAGCCCAAGACUGCACUUUCAUCAAAGCAAGACGGCACUCGGCAAAACGCUGAUAUACCACCACCGCUGCUCUCCAAGGAUGUUUAUUCUCCUAAGCUCAGCCAGCCUUCUCCUGCACAGGAAAAGACCUCCAAUGGGAAUAGCAAUCAAGACAAUGGGGAAGAUGCCCCGGUUCUACUCUCACCUCAUGUUUACUCGCCCCGUUUUUCUUCAAAACGAUCACCGACGACUUCUCCUCGAUUGCCUCCUCCCCCAGCCACAAACUCUGAAAAUCUUGGGCCCAAGAUUGCCGUUGUUACUCAAGGACUAAAGCCAGAAGCAAAAGCAAACUCUUCACUUUCUUCUACCAUUAAAUCCCCACUUCCCUCUGAUUCAGUUGGUACAGAGCACUAUCAGUCAUCAUUCACUAGUAAGACCUUAGGCACUCGAAGUGAGCAUGUUUCGAGUCGCCCACGAAGCGCUUACUGGUAACUUGUCAAUUGACAUUUCAAGUUCAUAUUUAUUUCCGGAGUAUCAAUGCUUGAUAUAUCCUCUUAUAUUAGUUUAUCUUUUUAUUGCAGCAUGGUGUUUGGAAUAAGCGAGUAUACCAGGGUGGGUGUUUACGGAGUAAGGAGUUUAGGGGUUUCAUUUUUUUGAGAUCGAAAGCAUUAUACCUGGAAAUUGAAGCGUCUUUGUUCUGUGUUAUGUAUAUUACUUUGAGCGCACAAUAUGAAAUGGUUUUCUAC